Synchiropus splendidus (mandarinfish) is the source of this 13620-nucleotide messenger RNA. RefSeq names its product hemicentin 2 (gene hmcn2). Gene Ontology annotation, molecular function: calcium ion binding. The transcript is spliced from 81 exons. Gene Ontology annotation, biological process: homophilic cell-cell adhesion. Gene Ontology annotation, cellular component: plasma membrane. The coding region runs from base 705 to 13295 and encodes 4196 amino acids. The record is from RefSeq and is a predicted model, not a curated record. Lineage: Eukaryota; Metazoa; Chordata; Actinopteri; Syngnathiformes; Callionymidae.
ACUCAGGUUCUCCUAUUUCUCUUUUAUUCCUCCAUGUUGUUGCCCUUUUGAUGAUAAAAAUGGGCUGUGGAGGCUUUUGUAAAUGUAUUUGAAUGUGAUUUAGGGCCUUUAUUUAUCCUGUAAAUCUCCUUAACUAAACGAAUAACAAUGUUACUGUCCCGAUCAGUUGCCACUUGUGAGAGUGUGUGGCUGCUCCUCUUAUUUAUACAUCCCUGGCCGUUUAAAUUUAGAUGGUUGCCAGCGGAAUAUAAACCGUCUAUUUUUAUACAAACCAGGCCAGAGACAUUGUUCGGGUCAAGUCCAAAAUCACCGACUGUGUCGCUAAUAUGUGGCAAUUGCUGUUUGAAUAGGCUCUCAAAGGAGAGCAAAUCGAAUCGGGGGGGAAUGUUGAAUAGGGUUAAUGCCUGGGAGUCACAGCGGGGUCGAGUUACACACGCAGACAGACGCGCACACACACAUUCAAAUCAGGUUGGGGACCUUUUAAUACCAUCUCCGCCCCCGUCUGAAGCGUCAGACUUGCGUCUCUCCAGGGUCUCACCAGUUUCUCCAAACUUUUACGCACGGAUGUCCCUUCCCUUCUCCGGACUUGUUUCACUCUGGAUCUCUGUUUCAUCCGAACGGAAUGAGUCCGGAACUUUAGGCGGCUUCCAAUUCCAACUCUUUUUGUCCCCCAGCGUGCAGAUGCAGUGAAUAUCCAGGUGAAAAUGAGCGCUUUCUUCAUUAAGUGGACCGUACUGACGCUGUGGAUCGGCGCGCACACGCUGCUGGCUGCUCCCCCGGUUCUGGAGGAGGAUGAGGCGGCUGACAGCGCCUCCACACUCGCCUUUGUGUUCGAUGUCACCGGUUCCAUGUACGACGACCUGAAGCAGGUGAUCGAUGGAGCCUCCCGGAUUUUGGAGAAGACCUUGAGUAGGAGAACCAGACCUAUUAAGAACUUUGUUCUGGUGCCAUUUCACGACCCAGACAUCGGGCCCGUCUCCAUCACGACUGACCCGCUAAAGUUUCAGCAGGAUCUCCAAGAUCUCUUUGUCCAGGGUGGCGGCGACUGCCCGGAGAUGAGCAUAGGAGCCAUAAAGAAAGCCUUGGAAGUUUCCCUGCCUGGAUCAUUCAUCUACGUCUUCACUGAUGCCAGAGCCAAAGACUACCGCCUGAAGAGAGACGUUCUCCAGCUGGUGCAGCUCCGACAGUCGCAGGUGGUCUUUGUGUUGACGGGGGACUGCGGGGACCGCUCUCAGCCCGGCUACCGAGUGUACGAGGAGAUCGCCGCGACGUCCUCCGGACAAAUCUUUCACCUGGAUAAGCAGCAGGUUAAUGAGGUUCUGAAGUGGGUUGAGGAAACAGUCCAGGCCCUAAAAGUCCACCUGCUCUCCUCCAAUCACGACAGUGCCCAAGAGAACAAGUGGGAAGUGCCCUUUGACCCCAGCCUGCGAGAGGUCACGGUGUCGCUAAGUGGAACAGCGCCAGAAAUUGAGCUGAGCGAUCCCCUUGGUCGCGUCGUCGGCGCAGAGCAGGGCCUGAAAGAGCUGUUAAGCAUUCCGAACUCGGCCCGGGUUGUCAACAUGAAAUUUCCCAGACCUGGAACCUGGACUCUGAAGGUGAGCUGCAGCGGCCGCCACACUCUGAGAGUCACCGGGGUCAGCAACCUGGAUUUCCGUGCCGGCUUUUCCAGUAUUCCAGUUUCAGAGUUCAACCAAACCAGAGAGAGGCCGAUUAAAGGUCAGCCGUCUCAUGUCUUGCUAAAAUGCUCCGGGCUGAAGCCUCCUGGCCAGUUAAGCCACGUGGAGCUGGUGUCCGGUUCUGGGCGCUCUCUCCGGACGAUCCCGGUCCCCAUGCCCGCUGACUUUGGACGGCAUGGCCUGUGGAAUCUCCCUGAAUUCCGCACUCCAUCCCAGAGCUUCUUUAUCAAGGUCACUGGCAAAGAUGAGGACGGCUACCGAUUCCAGCGUCUGUCCAGUGUCUCGUACACCAACAUCGUUCCAAAUCCCCCAGCUGUGAGCAUGCCUGAUGAAGUGAAGGGCUUCUACAUGCAACCCGCUGUGAUAAGCUGCGCCGUGCAGAGCGACGUUCCCUAUCGCGUCCGACUUGCUAGAAGUGGGAUCACGUUGGGAGAUGAGAAGUUCUUUCAGAACUCUGCCAAGGCAUCAUGGGGGAUUGCCCACGCUUCGUCUGAGGAUGAAGGCCUUUAUGAGUGCAUCGCGCAGAGCAACGCCGGCCAGGGUCGAGCCAUCACCCAGUUGACUGUUAGAGAGCCUCCGCCCGUCCUGAAGCCGGCGGUGAACGUGACUUCCGCUGUGGGAGGUGUGGCCGUGCUGGCCUGCCAGGUGGAAGGAUCCAUGCGGCACAACAUAACAUGGCAUCGAGCCGGUCGACCCGUUCGCGUCGGCAGCGGCAGGAUGAGGCUUCUGCCCGACUCAUCUCUGCAGAUUAGCGGUGUCAACCCUCAGGAUGCGGGAGCGUACCACUGCACGGCCACCAACGCUCACGGCCACACCAGAAUCACCGUAUGGCUUUUGGUUCCAGAGGCUCCUUCUGUGGCGCUGCGCCCCCAGAGCCAGGCCUUCUCCCGAGGGGACGAGGUUCGCCUCGUCUGCUCGGCGUCUGGAUCUCCCCCUCCUCAGCUCUUCUGGAGCCAUGGAAAUGCGUUCCUCACUAAUCGGCCGAGAUUUAGCAUCACUCAACAUGGUGUUCUCACCAUCCAAGGAGCUCAACCAGAAGACGCUGGGAACUACACCUGUCUGGCAACCAACACUGCUGGGACUGGCUCUCAGUCAGCAGUGCUCACUUAUGCAGAGGGGCCUCAAGUGACUGUGGUGCAGCCGGUUGUCCUUGUGUCUCUUGGGGAUGAUGCUCUUCUGGAGUGCAAGGCCAGUGGCAUUCCAACCCCCUUGGUCCACUGGUUCAAAGACGAGCUGGAGGUGGGCUCCGCCCCGUUUGUGGAGCAGGACGUUCAGCAAGGAACCCUGCGAGUCAGAGGAGUACAGGAAGUGGACUCUGGCUUGUACAGCUGUGUGGCCACCAGCUCUGCCGGAACCACGACUGGAACUGUCCGCCUUCAGGUCGGAGCCGCUCCGGUGUUUUCAGAAGCUCCAUCAGACGUGACGGCCAGCGUGGGGGAAAACGUCACUCUGCCUUGCGCCGCUCGUGGGUUUCCACAGCCGACGCUGACCUGGCACCGACAGUUGACUGGAGCAGACAGCCACAGUAGCAAGAGGCAGCUGGAGAAUGGAUUUCUUUUCAUCCAGAAUGUCUGGCUGGAUGAUGAAGGCGUCUAUGUUUGUGAGGCGAAGAACCUGUUUGGAACGGUCAGAAGUGAAGCACGAGUCAGUGUCACAGGGCUGGAGCCCCCUCUCCUGGCGCAUGGCGCCCCACUCAUCACUGCCGGCGUUGGUCAGUCCCUGAGCAUCCCUUGCCUGUUGCUGGAUGGAAUUCCCCUCCCAGAGAGACACUGGUCGCACAAUGGCAAACCAAUUCAGUUUAGCGGCCGCAUGUUUGAGAGGAGUGACGGCAGCUUGUACAUUGAGAGAGCUCUUCCGGAGGACGCGGGGUCGUACGUGUGCACAGCCGUGAAUGUCGCCGGCUCGAUGAACAUCACAGUCAGCCUGGAAGUCAGUGUACCCCCCGAGAUCAGUUCUGGCCCUUACAGAUACAUCGCCAACGAAGGCGUGCCCAUCACGCUGACCUGCGAGGCCAGGGGGGUUCCCAAGCCAAACAUUGUCUGGACCAAGGGAAGGCGGCCUCUACCAAAAGGCGAUGCCUCUCUUCUGUCAGACAGUGAUGGGCACCUUCACAUCCCAUCCCCCUCGUCUGUAGACGCGGGCAUCUACAUCUGCACCGCCAACAGCUCUGUGGGCUACGCCAGUCGAGAGAUCCAGCUCAGUGUUAACACGAUGCCCAGAAUUAUGGGGGUCAGCGGCCAUGACAACACAGUGAAAAUGGAAGCGGAGAUCGGCACAGAGGUCGUUCUCCCUUGUGAGGUAGAAGGAAGUCCCUCACCUCUGGUCACAUGGAGCAGGAACGGAUAUCCCAUCCCCCCUGUGACGUCCGGGUUCACUAUUUUGCCAUCCGGCUCUCUGAAGAUCACUGACGUCCGACUGAUUGAUAGCAAACUGUACACCUGCACCGCCGAGAACCCAGCUGGGAACGUGUCCCUUAACUACAAUUUACACAUUCAAGCUAAGCCGAGGAUCCAACCCGCACCUCCGCUGCUCAAAGCUCUGCUGGGCCAAACGGUGACCCUGCCAUGUGUGGUCCAAGGAGAGCCGAGCCCAGAGGUCAGCUGGUUUCACAAUGGACUUCCUGUUGGGGUCAAGAACACUUCACCCCUCAGAAUCCCAGAGGUCAGCCAUGCAGACCAGGGCAUCUACCGGUGUGUGGCCACAAACAGCGCUGGCCAAGAGACGCUUGAGAUCACGCUGGAAAUCCUUGAGGCCCCGUCCUUCGCUGAACCCGGAGAGACCAUCAUGGAGAGAACUGCCAACACCAAAGUGGUCAUCCCGUGCCCUGCUAAAGGUUCGCCGCAUCCCAAAGUGCGCUGGUUUAAGAACGGCCUGGAGAUAUAUCCGGAACAAUCUGGGUUUUCUGUGAGCAGAGAUGGCGCCCUGGUCAUUAGUCCGGCGUCUGCAGGCCACAGCGGGGACUUCAAGUGUGUGGCCACCAAUCAGGCUGGUUCUGUGGACAGGAAGACCAGACUGAAAGUCAAUGUUCCCCCAGAGAUCCAAGAUGACGGGCAGCCCAUGAACCUCACAGUCUCCCUGAAGCAGCCUCUCACUCUGGGCUGCGACGCCUUCGGCAUCCCCUCUCCUUCAAUUACCUGGACUAAAGAUGGUCAUCAUGUGGACACGCCUGGUGUGUAUCUGCAAAAUGGGAACCGACUGCUGAGAAUCUACCGGGUCCAGCCAGAACACGCGGGACAGUUUACCUGCCUCGCUCAAAAUACUGCAGGAGAGGCCCGGAGAGAUUAUAACAUCGUCGUUCAAGCACCACCAGUCAUUUCGGGAGCUUCCAGAACGCAGGAGAUGAGCGUGGUCCUGGGCCAGGAGGUUGAGUUCCAGUGCAGGGUCAGCGGGAGUCCAGCGCCCAGAGUGGAGUGGAGCCGUGACGGAGAGGUUCUCUCCAGAGACGGGGAUCCACAUGUGGAGUUUUUGGAAGAGGGUCAAGUGCUGAGAGUGAAGUCAGUCAGGCUGAGGGAUCAGGGCGUCUACCAGUGCCUGGCCAGCAACAACGCCGGGACUCAGAUGCGGCAGUUCAAACUCACAGUUCAAGCCCCUCCGAUCAUCAAAGGUCCCAGUGAGACCACUGAGGUGACCGUGGUUCUGGGCUUCCCCACUGUUCUCCCCUGUGAUGUGGAAGGUUCCCCCACCCCCACCAUCACUUGGCUCAAGGACAACCAGCCCAUAGUGUCCAGCCCACAGCUGACCUACACUCGUGGGGGUCAGGCUCUGAGGCUGGGUUCGGCUCAGGGAGACAGCACCGGCCUGUACACCUGCAGGGCCUCUAACCCAGCCGGCACCGCCAUCAAACAAUAUUCUCUGGGUGUUCUUGUCCCACCUCAGAUAGAGGGUGAUGCUACUUCCUUGAUGUUUGGAACCCAGGAAGAGAAAGUCCGGAUCAAUGGGAGUUUAACUCUGUCAUGCCUGGCUAAAGGUUUUCCUGAACCUAAAGUUUCAUGGUUCAAAGACGGACAGCUGAUGACAGGUAACAUCCACGCCGGCAUUAAGGAAAGUGGCCACUUCCUCCACAUUGACAAUGCCAUGAUGUCCCACGAGGGCCAGUACACUUGUGUGGUCACCAACUCAGCUGGAGAGGACAAAAGAGACUUCCGUGUCACCCUCCAAGUCCCUCCAGUCUUCCAGCGCGUGACUAACCGGGAGGCGGCGUGGGGUCUGGGACACGAGGAUGAUGAGGACAGUGAUGAGAUGGUGGAAAAGCGAGAGGUGAUCCUGGGUCAUCCGCUGAGUCUGUCUUGUGAGAGCAACGCCAUCCCCCCGCCCAAGCUGAACUGGUACAAGGAUGGCAGGAAGCUGACCUCUGCCGAUGGAGUCGUCUUGCUUCCAGGUGGGCAGGUGCUGCAGAUUCCACGAGUGAGGAAGGAGGAUGCUGGGAAAUACACAUGCGAAGCUGUGAAUGAAGCUGGAGAAGACCACAUGCACUUUGAGCUGGAAGUUUUGGUGUCUCCCAUGAUCAUGGGAGCCUCUGAGUUCAUGGAGGAAAUCGGAGCUGUGGUAAACAGCACCGUCGUCCUGCACUGUGAUGUGACUGGAAACCCACCACCGACCGUGUCCUGGCUGCGAGACCGACAGCCGCUUCAGAGAGACUCGGAGCAUCUGAUCAGUGAGGACGGGACACAGCUUCAGUUCCUCAGCGUUCAAGUGUCUGACAUGGCCGGGUACCGAUGUGUGGCAGAAAACAAGGUCGGGACUGUUGAAAAACUCUUCAGUCUGACGGUUCAAGUGCCUCCGAAAAUAUUAGGUCAGAGGGAGGAGGAGCAGGUCAGCGUUAUCGAGGGUCAUAUGGUGUCCAUGCUGUGCGAUGUCCAGUCAUACCCUCCACCAGAGAUUACCUGGACCAAGGAUGGCCAGCUCCUGCAGUUUAACACCGGCGUCCACAUUCUUCCAGGUGGUCAGAUGCUGCAGCUGCCUCGAGCAAGGCUGGAUGACGCUGGGCAGUAUGUAUGCACAGCUACUAACUCAGCAGGCCAGGACCAGAAGAGCAUCCUCCUCAGUGUUUACGUCAUGCCCACCCUCAAGCCUCGUCUGGAUGCUGAGUCAGACCUGGUCACCCCUCAGGUGGGCUCAUCGGUCACGCUGCGAUGCCAGGCCAACGGUGUGCCCGAGCCCGAGGUCACGUGGUACAAAAACGGGCUGCAGCUGACGGAAGGCGACGGACUGAAGAUAGAUCGCCACCAGCUGGAGAUUGUUGGAGUUCAGAUGUCAGAUGGCGGCUCCUAUACUUGCAAAGUGUCCAACGAGGUGGGUCAAGUGGACCGGACCUUCAGACUGACUGUAUACGUUCCCCCAGUGCUGGACGGACCACUGCAAGAGUCAUUGAAUGCUACGCUCGGUUCCCACGUUGCCCUGCUGUGUGAGGCUUCCGGGGUGCCGAUGCCCAGCAUCACAUGGCUCAAAGAUGGAACGCCGAUCGAGAGCAGCCUGCAGUGGCAGUGGUCUGUCAGAGGGAACCGUCUGGAGCUGGGGCCGCUCACACUUUCUCACGCAGGACGCUACACCUGCGUAGCAAAGAGCAGCGAAGGACAAACCCAGAAGGACUACAAGCUCACAGUGCAGGUUUCACCCACAAUCCUGGAUUCUGUCCGGCCGUCGGAGCUGAGUGCAGCCACAGGAGAGGAUGUGACCCUGGAGUGCAGAGCAAAUGGGAUCCCAACGCCCACGCUGAGCUGGUUGAAAGACGGACUCACAAUAGAGCGAUCGGACGCUCGCCACAUCACGGUGUCGCCCGACGGCAGCGCUCUGACUUUACUGAGGUUGAGUCCCGCCGAUUCUGGGACGUACACCUGUUUGGCCGUCAGCCCUGCGGGACAAGAGAGCAAGCUCUACAACCUCCUGGUUCUCAUCCCGCCCUCCAUCUCCGGUGAGACCAGCCUGCCAAGAGAGGUCCAAGCCACCCAGGACACGACGGUGACUCUGGAGUGUCAAGCCAAGGGAAACCCUCCGCCUCAGAUCAGCUGGCUGAAGAACGGUCACCCUCUUCUCCUGUCUCCUCGCACUCGUCUCCUCACUGGAGACUCUCUCCUCCGGAUUUCUCCAGUUCAACUUUCCGACUCUGGAGUGUACACAUGUAUCGCACGCAGUCCAGCUGGUCUAGCUGAGCUCAGUUAUGAUGUCCAGGUCCAAGUGCCCCCUGGUGUUGACCAUGUGGAGCCAGUGGAGCCAGUGACGGUGGUCCAAGGGUCACUGGUGACGCUGACGUGUGAAGCCCGUGGUGUCCCCCCACCGACGCUGACCUGGAUGAAGGAUGGCCAGCCGCUGUCACUUCACAGGAACCUGCUGCUGGACGGGCAGGAGACCCGGCUGCAGCUGCCUGAUGUGGCGCCGUCAGACGCCGGACUCUACAGCUGCGUGGCCAGUAACCAGGCCGGCAGCAGCACCAAGACCUUUAACCUCACCAUCCUCGAACCGCCGAGGAUCACCAGCACAAGCUCUCCUGAGGAGCUGACGCUCGCCGUCAACAGUCCUCUGGAGCUGGAGUGCUCUGCUGAAGGAGUCCCGCCUCCCACCAUCAGCUGGCUGAAGGAUGGGCACCCGCUGGCUCAGACUGACAUUGUCCAGGAGGAUGGGCACUUUGUGAGAAUCAGCAAAAUUCAGGUGGAGGAUGCAGGACUCUACACAUGUCUGGCCGGGAGCCUCGCGGGAGAAGAUGGAAGAAAUCACUGGGUCAGAGUUCAAGUCCCACCUACUCUGCUGGGUUCCGGUGACGUGAGGACACUUACCGUGCCAGUCAAUGGUCAUCUGACUCUGGAGUGCCUGGCGGACAGUGACCCUCCCCCUGAUAUACAGUGGUAUAAGGAUGAGGUGAAGAUGCAGCUGGGUGGUCGUGUCCAGCGGUUAGCCGGAGGUCAGUACCUGGAGAUUCAGGAGGUGAGACCGGAGGACAGCGGGCGCUACAGCUGUGUGGUCACCAACCUGGCUGGGAGCAGCAGCCUCUUUUUCACUGUGGAGAUUCUCAUGCCCCCAGUGAUCAAGGAGGGCAGCGCGGUGGUGACCACCCAGGUCGGCCAGGAUGCAGUUUUACCCUGUCAGGUGGAAGGCGACGCGACGGCCACGGUCAUGUGGAGAAAAGAUGGCUUCCCAAUACCACAUGAUAAUCUCAAGUAUAGCAUUUUGGAAGAAGGAUCUUUACGUGUACACAAUGCCCAACUGAGUGAUGCUGGCCGUUACUACUGCACCGCAUCAAACCAGGCGGGCUCCGACCACAGAGGGAUGGACCUGCGGGUCUUUGUGGGUCCAUCGAUCGGUCCUGGUCCGUUCAAUGUGACAGUAACCACAGGGAUCAGAGCGGUUCUGGGCUGUGAGACUGCAGGGAUACCUCCACCUAAAGUGUCCUGGAAAAGAAACGGCUCUCCCUUGGACUUGAAUCUGCAAGCUGGAGCCUACAGGUUACUAUCCUCCGGCUCACUCAUCCUCUUGUCACCGUCCACUGAAGAUGAAGGUUACUUCGAGUGCACGGCUGUAAACCAGGUCGGAGAGGAGCGUAGGGUCAUCGAGGUCAUUCUCCAAGUCCCACCAUCUAUAGAAGAUGACGUGACAGCAGUGACGGCAGUGAAGAUGUCUCCUGUGGUGUUGCCCUGUCAUGUACAAGGACGCCCGCAACCCACCGUCACCUGGACCAAAGGGGGAGUUAAGCUAGGGUCCAGAGGGGGGAGCUAUCGCGUCCUGCCGACCGGAGUUUUGGAGAUCACAUCGGUUUUACCGAGUCACGCUGGCCGCUACACCUGCUCAGCACGAAACCCAGCUGGUGUGGCCCAUAAACACAUCUCCCUCAGUGUGCAAGAACCUCCCGCAAUCAAACCAAUGGCAGAGGAAGUGCAAGUGGUGUUGAAUCACGGGACCAUCCUGCCGUGCGAUGCUCAUGGCCUCCCUCGACCCUCCGUCUCCUGGCAAAGAGAAGGAGUUCCCAUCGCAUCAGGUCACAGACUGGCAGUACUGUCCAAUGGCGCCCUCAAGUUUUCCCGCGUAACGCUUGGCGACGCAGGGCUGUAUCAGUGCCUGGCUAAAAAUGAGGCUGGCGUGGCCAUCGGGAGGACCAAACUUGUGCUGCAAGUGCCGCCGGUGCUGAGCGUACCCCGCCUGGAGUACACGGCCGUUCUGGGCCAAGCUGUCAGCCUGGAGUGUGUCGCUGACGGUCAGCCUCAACCAGAAGUGACAUGGCACAAGGAGAGGAGACCGGUGAUCGACGGCACUCAUCUCCAUGUUUACUCCAACGGAACUUUGGUCAUCCCGGCGACUCAGCGCAGCGACGCGGGCCUCUACACGUGCACGGCCAAGAAUGUCGCGGGCAGAGCCAGUCAUGACAUGAGACUGCUCAUUCAAGUUCCACCGAUCAUCCCUCCGGUGCAGACAGACAUUUCGGUCAUCCAAGGAUUCCAGGCGCUCCUGCCAUGUUCCGCUCAGGGGUCCCCUGAACCCAGGGUGUCCUGGAAGAAAGAUGGAGUGAUCGUGCCCAACGUACCGGGCAAAUUCACCGUGCUCAGAUCAGGAGAGCUGAUCAUCGAGAGGGCGGAGCCGGGAGACUCUGGGGUAUUCACGUGUGUGGCCACCAACGCAGCGGGGUCCGCCAAACAAGACAUACGACUCUCCAUCAACAUGAGGCCCAUCUUCAAGGAGAUGCCCACUGAUGUGACACUGAACAGGGGGCAGAGUCUGGGCCUGUCCUGCCAUGCUCAAGGAACACCGCCCCCUGCCAUCUCCUGGACCGUCAACAACAGACCAUACUCCGGGGCAACUGUGGACGAAGCAGGCAGAAGCAGCGUCAUCAUCAACAACAUUAGCGUCAGUGAUGCGGGGACAUACGUGUGUGUUGCGGAAAACAGCGUGGGAUCAAUCCGGGCGCUUUCCUUUGUCCGAAUCAGAGAGCCUCCAGUUCUCAAGGGUGAAGCCCACAUGACCCAGACGGUCGUCCAUGGUAGUUCUGCCGUGCUUGACUGUCCCGUCCACGGAGACCCGAGUCCCGUCCUACGCUGGCAUCGCAACGGAAAACCACUUCUCCGUUCUUUGCGAACUCAAAUCCUCCACAAUGGCUCUCUGGUCAUAUACAGCAUCACUGGGGCAGAUGAAGGGGAGUACCAGUGUGUGGCGGAGAGUGAAGCCGGGACGGCGGAGAGGGCCAUCACUGUUAAAGUUCAAGUCAACGGAGGGUACUCUAACUGGGAGGACUGGGGACCCUGCAGCAGCACUUGUGGGCAAGGAGUCCAGGAACGCAUUAGGCUCUGCAACAACCCAGAACCAGCCAACGGUGGACGAUCCUGCAGCGGGCCCAGUGUCGCCUCUCGGAAGUGUCACGUGGGACUGUGUCCAGGCGACACGCCGCGCAAAACCAGGGGGAGUCUGAUCGGAAUGGUGAACGACCGGGAGUUUGGCGUCUCCUUCCUGGAGGCCAACAUCACAGACCGAGUGGAGGACGGGUGCAGCACUCUGCAGGCCCGCCUGGACAACAUCCCCCCAACUGUUGGCCCUCUGUUGCGGGCGCUGGUGUCUGUGUUUGCUCCCAUCUACUGGACCACGGUGCUGCAGAAUGGAGCCACCAAAAACGGCUACUCCUUCACUCAGGGCCAGUUCAGACAGGAAUCUCAGCUGGAGUUUGAAACAGGGGAGAUUCUGCGCUUGACCCAUGUGGCCAGGGGUCUGGAUCCUGAAGGAGUUCUCCAAAUUGACAUUGUCAUAAACGGAUAUGUCCCAUCAUCAUUAUCCACUUCGCAUCUCACUCUCCAGGAUUAUGAGGAAUCCUAUUUGCAAACGGGCCAAGGCCAGCUGUAUUCGUGGUCCUCACAGAACCACCAGAGAGGAGGGGGCACCAUGGUGCUCCGCUGCAACCACACCAUCAUUUACGAGGGCCAGGAGAAGCGUCAGGGACCACUGCUCCAGCUGCUGAAAGUGUCCGGCACCAACAGUGCCUACAACAUGUUCACUCUGACUCUGGACUUCCACAUCACUGCCAGCCUCCUCAUACCAGACGGUUAUGAAGAAACAUGCCCAAAAGGUUUCGUCCUGGACGAGGCUUCGUACUGUGCCGAUGAAGACGAAUGUGCGCUUCAGUCUCCCUGCUCUCACUCGUGCAACAACAUCAUGGGAGGAUUUUCCUGCGCCUGCCCCUCUGGAUUCACCGUCUCCCCGGAGAGCAACACGUGCCAAGAUAUUGACGAGUGUGCGCAAGGCUCGCACAUGUGCCACUACAACCAACAGUGCGUCAACACAGUGGGCACUUACAGAUGCCAGGCCAAGUGUGGCCCGGGGUUCAAACCCAGCAUCACAGGAACCAGCUGUGAAGAUGUGGACGAGUGCCAGGAGUCUGCUCUCUCACCGUGCCAGCAUCAGUGUCUCAAUACUCUCGGCUCGUAUCGCUGCGUGUGCCACCCUGGCUACCAGCUGUCCGGACACCUCUGCAUCGACAUCAACGAGUGCUUGAGAAGCGUGUGCCCGGCUCACCAGCAGUGUCGGAACACAGACGGAGGCUACCAGUGUUUCGACAGCUGCCCGGCCGGCAUGACCAAGUCGGAGAGUGGAGCCUGUGUGGAUAUUGACGAGUGUCAGGACGGAAGCCACAUGUGUCGCUACACUCAAGUCUGCCAGAACACAAUCGGAGGCUACGGGUGCGUGUGUCCUCGAGGCUACCGCUCUCAGGGAGUCGGCCUCCCAUGUCUGGACGUUGACGAAUGCCAGCAGCUGCCGAGCCCAUGUGCCUUCCAGUGCCGUAACGUGCCAGGCAGCUUCAGGUGCCUUUGUCCGCCUGGCACCGUGCUGCUCGGGGACGGUCGCUCCUGCGCCGGGUUAGAGAGGGGGCCGACCUUCACCAACGGGACCAGAGUCAGAGCGAGGCUUCGCCCGCAGCUGGUGUCCUCGCUGGGCCGACCCAUCCUGUCUCGCUCUCACGGCGUGUCCCGCAUCACCAGGCAGAGCUGCCCGGCAGGUUACACCAACAGGGACGGGACGUGUGUGGACGUGGAUGAGUGUCUGCACAGGAAGCCGUGCCAACACGAGUGCCGCAACACCAUCGGCAGCUUCCAGUGUUCGUGUCCUGCAGGCUACCAGCUGUUGCCAAACGGCAGGAGCUGCAAAGACAUUGAUGAGUGUGUAGAGCAGAGCAUCCAGUGUGGACACAGUCAGAUGUGCUUCAACACCAGAGGAGGCUACCAGUGCAUGGACACCCCCUGUCCCCCCUCCUACCUGACUGGCCGGAGUCCGGGCACCUGCUACCGACCCUGCUCCCGGGACUGUUCCAGCGGAGGUUCCACUCAGCUCCUGCAGUACAAGCUGCUCACGCUCCCCUCCGCCAUCCCAGCCAACCACAACGUUGUGCGUCUCUCUGCCUUCUCCGAGUCUGGGGUCCUUCAACACAGAACCUCCUUCAGCAUCCUGGAGCAAGAGUCGGAGACGGGCACACUGGGCAGGAUGUUUGGGAUCAGAGACGAGGCCGGGAGGGGGAUCAUCUUCACUCUGAGGGCUCUGGAUCGACCCGGACUGGUGCGCCUCAAGGUGCAGGCCACAACCAUCUCACCUCAGGGACGGGUGUCCCACCGGAGCAUCUUCAUCAUCUACAUCUCCAUCUCUGCAUACCCGUACUGAUCGAUCUGAUCCCCCGAACCAUGCUCCAGAAGACAGAUGGUGAAGUCAUAAAAUGCCAAAGACGAUUUAAUCCUUUAACACACCACUGUCUGUCGACAUUCUGUCCCACACGGGAAUAUUAAAUUUGUCCUUCUAAAACAUCAUGAAUAUGUCACACAAGCACUGAAGCUGGCACCAAAAAUGUUUCUCCAUUUUGUUUUUCUAAUUUGAAGAAUUUCUUUUUUCAGCAGUAGUGAUUUUUUUAUUUAUUUAAAAGAUGAGAAUGAUGUCACCUGACAAGCCUGAAGCUUUUCCAUCAUUCUACGAUCUCUGUUUUUCUAUUAUA